Sycon ciliatum is the source of this 2574-nucleotide messenger RNA. RefSeq names its product heat shock 70 kDa protein 14-like. Gene Ontology annotation, cellular component: nucleus; cytosol. Gene Ontology annotation, molecular function: ATP binding; ATP-dependent protein folding chaperone. Gene Ontology annotation, biological process: protein folding. The coding region runs from base 447 to 2024 and encodes 525 amino acids. The record is from RefSeq and is a predicted model, not a curated record. Lineage: Eukaryota; Metazoa; Porifera; Calcarea; Leucosolenida; Sycettidae. The transcript has 17 exons.
UGGAGGCCGACUUUCAGCGGGGAUUCCCCCAGCCUCCAAUUUUGGCCUCUAACAUGGGAAUUCCCCUGAAAGUGAACCUAACUUGUGCAGCAAAAGAAUGGAUAUCCAUGGCAACGAAGCAAUGGCCAGAUUCGCAGCUCAUGUUCAUCCGAGAUAUCAUGAUAUCCGUGCUUGAAAUAAAAAAUAAAAUCAAAGCGGAGGUGUAUUCGCCACGUCCUUGAAAUUGGGCUGCAAGGCAGAUGCUAGUUCUUGUGUUGGCCUCUUCUUUGUUUGCAGUGGCAAGUGAAGCAGCUAUUGAUACACCAGGAGAUUAACUAGUGAGCGUAUUUCCUCGGGUACCAGCAGCGUGAUUUAGUGAGGAAGUUUUUGUUCGAUAGUAAUUUUUUUGUAGUUUGGCAGAAGCUUCAAUCCACUUUUCCGUCAGAAAGCCGACUUGCUGAGUGACGAUGGCUUCAGAUCGUGGAAUCGUGCUUGGGAUUUCCAUCGGAUCUACCAAGGGCUGCGUGGCCAUUUACAAGGAUGAUAUGCCGGUGGUCGUUGCCAACGAUGCAGGUGACCGUGUUACUCCCUGCGCCACUACCUUGUCUGGCAAGGAAAACUCGCUGCGCGUUGCCACACGCCAGGAGGUGGUCAAAGGCACCGGCCUGAUCCAGGGAACGCUGCAGCUACUCUGUAAAACGUAUGAGGAAGUAUCAAAAUCUUCGUUUGUCUCCCGGCAAAUCUGUGAGGUUUCAGAGGGACCCAAGGGAAUGCCCGUGUUCAGAAUAUCAGCGGAGAAGUCCUUCACGUUCACGCCACGCGAUGCCGUGACCGCUGUGUUUGCCAAACUAAAAGAGUCGGCCAAAUCCGCUGCAGGACGUGAAGACGCUAAGGAUUGUGUAAUUGCAGUGCCCGUAUCGUUCACUGUUCAGCAGAGAAGAGCCUUACAGUCCGCCGCUGAAAAGGCUGGCCUGAAUGUGCUCCGACUCCUCUCAGAGCCUGCCUGUGCACUGCUCGCAUAUGGCAUUGGUCAGCAAUCGUCACCAAAUGCUGGGAAUGUGGUGGUGUAUGACAUUGGAGCGACGAGUGUCAACGUGUCCGUCGUCUCAGUAAUGAGCGGUCUGUACCGCGUGGUUGCCGAGCAUAGCAACCCCAGCCUUGGUGGUCGCAACUUCGAUACGGCGGUGGCGAAGCAUUUUGCCUUUGAGUUUCAAAGGAAAUGGAAAAUGGACAUGACAGAUAACAAGCGCUCGAUGGCGAAAUUGCGCGCUGCAUCUGAGCUGUGCCGUCAGAGCUUGUCGUCGCUGAACACGGCAUCUGCCACUGUGGAGUCGCUCUACGACGGCAUGGACUUCCAGAGCAACAUGUCGCGGUCUCGAUUCGAAGGCAUCUGCGGGCCACUCUUCCAGCAGUGCCUGGAGCCAGUGAAUCAAGCCUUGGCCAAAGCUGGAUUGGCCACGACUGACAUAUCUAAGGUUGUCAUCACAGGUGGCUGUGCACGCACUCCCAAGCUGCGGCAGUGGCUGGACAGCUUCUUCCAGGGCAAGGCGGAAGUGCUGUCCUCCAUCUCGUCGGAAGAGGUCAUCGCUACUGGUGCUUCCCUACAGGCUAAUCUUCUAGCCUCGAAUGUGGACCGAGACUUGGAAGAGUGCCUGGAGAUGCAGAGUGAGAUGCCAUGUCUGAGCUGUGGUCUUGCUAUUGCGCUUGGAACAGCUGAUGGCGGCAGCGCGCAGCUGCAUCCUGUCUUCCCCGUCUCCACUCCUAUACCGGCACGCAGCAAGCUCACACUCAACGUCAAGCCCGAUCAGACAUGUGCAGUCGUGACCGUGUGUGAGCACAGCCCGGCUUCCGGUGAGCCAGCACGGCCAGUCUUGCGGGUUGUGCUGAAGGAUCUCCCCGCAACUGAACAAGACAAAGAGAUCGAGAUCUCGCUAUCUGUAGCACAGUCUGGAGUGCUGAAGGUCUCAGCUAAGGAGCUAUCAUCCAAGAUCAGUGCACAAGUGUCCACGGAACCCGUACAGAAUGGUCUUUCGCCAGGUGACUGAAGUACUACUGCAAGUGGCCACCAAGCGCUACUCAUGCGUUGCCUCCGCUCCGAAUGAGACUCCUCCUUGACGCGUCGUCGUGUGCGUGCAUUCUAAUUUAUCACGACAUUGGCAGCAGCACAGUGACCCAACACCAUACAUUGCUGUGCUAGCAGUGGCCAAGUGCAAUGUGAUGCCUACUGACCAGACAUGCUCUGCAUGUUUCUACCCAGAUCACCAUCAUCAUCAUCAUCACGCGACACUGCUCUGCCAAUGAGGAUGAAACGGAAAUUCAGUAGACAGUAACUGCUCCGCUGGGACGCUAACACAAUGUUACAUAGGGUGCCAUCCACGCCUCUGGCGAAACAGCUCUGAAGUGCUACACACUCAGCUGUGAUUCAAGCCCAUCAUGUGUCCCCCUUCUUGUACCUUUUCUCUUCUCUUCUUUUUACUCUUUAGAAGCUUUUAAUUACAUUGCCUAUACGGACCUAUAAAGUAUGUACAUUGGUUACGAAAUGGUGAAUUUUCAUGAAAGUUAGUUUUUCCAUUGAAUAAUUAUUAUGAAGAUGAA